CUGCGGCGCUGUAAGCAGGGUCUGCCCGCCUUCCGCCAGGCCCAGCCCGGCCGCGAUGUGCUCGAGGAGUUCCAGCGCCGAGAGCCCUACAAGUACCUGCAAUUCGCCUACUUCAAGGCUAAUAACCUUCCAAAAGCUAUUGCAGCAGCUCACACAUUUCUCCUGAAGCAUCCAGAAGAUGAAAUGAUGCAAAGAAAUAUGGCCUACUAUAAGAGCAUACCUGAUGCAGAGGAGCAUAUUAAAGACUUGGAGACAAAACCUUAUGAGAAUCUCUUUGUCAGGGCUGUGAGAGCAUACAAUGGUGACAACUGGAGAACAUCCAUCUCGGACAUGGAACUGGCUCUUCCCAAUUUCUUCAAAGCCUACGAUGACUGUUCAGCAGCCUGCGAAGGCUCCCGAGAGAUCAAAGAUUUUAAAGACUUUUAUCUCUCCAUUGCAGAUCAUUAUAUUGAGGUCCUUGCCUGCAAAGUAGAGUGUGAGAGUAAUCUGACCCCUAUUAUCGGAGGCUUUGUUGUGGAGAAAUUUGUGGCCACCAUGUACCAUUACUUGCAGUUUGCUUAUUAUAAAUUGAAUGACAUGAAGAAUGCAGCUUCUUGUGCUGCCAGUUACCUUCUGUUUGACCAGAAAGAUGAAGUAAUGAAACAGAACAUGGUCUAUUAUCAGUACCACAAAGACAAAUGGGGACUUACAGAAGAGGAUUUUCAGCCCAGAUCGGAAGCAGUUCGAUACCACAAUAUAACCACGCUCCAGUUGGAAAUGUAUGAAUUUGCAAAGGAACAUCUGAUGGAUGAUGAUGAGGGUGAAGUUGUGGAAUUCCUUGAUGAGUCGUUAGAAGCAAAGGAAAAGAAGGAAUCCUGAUGAAUGAAAUCACCACCGAGUAUUGUACAGAAGUGAAGACUCACUCACCAUUGCUCCUUACUAUUGUUUUUGGUUGCCUGUAGUUCCAGUUAGAUAUACCUCAAAGCU
Molecule: messenger RNA, 966 nt
Organism: Mesitornis unicolor (brown roatelo)
Lineage: Eukaryota; Metazoa; Chordata; Aves; Mesitornithiformes; Mesitornithidae
Gene: CRTAP
Product: cartilage associated protein
Exons: 7
Biological process (GO): collagen fibril organization; peptidyl-proline hydroxylation to 3-hydroxy-L-proline
Cellular component (GO): endoplasmic reticulum
Molecular function (GO): protein binding; collagen binding
Source: RefSeq, a predicted model, not a curated record